Hyphopichia burtonii NRRL Y-1933 is the source of this 1190-nucleotide messenger RNA. RefSeq lists its product as uncharacterized. The transcript has a single exon. The annotation marks the transcript as partial. The record is from RefSeq and is a predicted model, not a curated record. NCBI's taxonomy places the organism in Eukaryota, Fungi, Ascomycota, Pichiomycetes, Serinales, Debaryomycetaceae.
AAAAAAAUAGAGGGGAGCAUACUAGUAUUUUGCAACUAUUAAAGAAAAAACAACCGAAUUACCAAUGUUGCAAAUUAAUAUGAAUAUAACCUCCCAAACAAAAUGAACUACAGCCAGGGUUAUUGGGAGAGCGACUCCAUUUUAGUUGAAAGUACUAGUACAGGCUCGUCAUUAUUUGCGACCGAUGGUGGUUCUAGUGAUGUUUCGGACCGAGUCUCGAAUAUUGGAACCUUAUUCAAUCGGGUGGCUUUAACACCUAGGAUUGACGUGACUCCAGCAGAAGACUUAUCUAAUGAAGAAGAAAAUAAUAGUCAGAUUGACAAAGAAGAGGCUAACGAGCGGUUAGGUUUUGGAGUUGUACGAAAAAUGCAAAUCCACAAUAUGGUUUUGAAAAUUCAGACCAAUUGGAGACGUGAAAGAGCAAAUCCAUAUUUAGAAGUGCCUAACUUUACCAGAAGUGACAAAAGUUUAGCUGAAUUGCUAGCAAAUAAGAAUAGAAGUAUGGCAAAUGAUACUGACACUUUUGGUUAUUGGAGUUUAGAUACUAUCAAAGAAGGUAAUGUUAAUUUACGCUAUGAUUAUAGCUUGAGAAAUUUAGCAAGAACUAAAUCGAUUUCUAAUGUGAAAAUUAGUGAUGAAUUUCACAAAUCCGUCACAAAUGUUAUCAUUGCUCUGAAUAGGGACGGAGGAUUGUUGAAACUUAAGCCAUCAACAUCAUCUCCUUUAACUGCGACGAAAUUUCGAAACGACGCCUUUUCCUUUCAAAUUGACAUUUGGGAGCGCAUACCACGUCAAAUCAGGUAUAGCGAAAACUACCACACUGACCUUGAAAAAGGGUAUUCUAUUAGCGAUGACGGCUUAUUGAUUGAAUUUAUCGACAGAACCGGUGACAGAAGAAAGCGAUUCCAUGAUUGGUGGGGAAAACUAAAAAUUAUAUUUAGACACAAAUCCUUAUUACAAGAAAACGAGCGUGUUGAUGAAGAGCUCAAACGACUUGCUAAGGACUGUUUGUUGAUGGAGUACGAGAAACUCCAAAGAUUAGUGUAAACAAUAUAUACCCAACAAUUAAUUGUUGCAAAUUGUAACUGAGAAUCGUAUGAGUAUUUAGUUAAGCGAGCGAAAAAUUACAUGGGUGGGUAAAAAAGGAGAUAAAUAAUCUAUGAAAUUAAGUAAUUAUGAGAGAAUAAAUU